Culex pipiens pallens (northern house mosquito) is the source of this 1440-nucleotide messenger RNA. RefSeq lists its product as uncharacterized. Bases 1 to 1440 code for a protein of 479 amino acids. NCBI's taxonomy places the organism in Eukaryota, Metazoa, Arthropoda, Insecta, Diptera, Culicidae. The transcript has a single exon. The record is from RefSeq and is a predicted model, not a curated record.
AUGACACCCUCGCAAGAGGCAGUAAGUACUAUUAAUAAUUUAAGUAUGUCUCCAAAAAUUUCUUCAACGGAACAACAGAAUGCGAAUGAAAUUCUAAUUUAUUGUCAGAAUUUCAAUCGCAUGAAAAGCCCAGGCAAAAUGAAGGAAAUUUCUUUAAACAUUCUCUCACAUUCUUUCGACAUUAUUCUUGGAACUGAAACUAACUGGGACGAAAGCGUCCACCCUGAAGAAAUUUUUGGAAACAAUUAUUUUGUAUUCCUAGGCAAUAGAAAUUUAAAUCUCAGUCAGAAAAAGUCAGGAGGCGGCGUCCUCUUAGCCAUAAAUGCCAGACUUAAUCCAAAAGAAAUUGUAACUGAAAAACAUUUUCAAUUUGAACAAGUCUGGGCCAAAGCCACUAUUGCAGGCCAAGUACACAUUUUUGCAUCAGUAUACUUUCCGCCGGACCAUGCAAAUAAACAGUCGUAUGAACUAUUCUUUAAAACAGUAGAAAUCAUAACAUCAAAAAUGGAACCGGAAGUAAAACUUCACAUUUAUGGCGACUUUAAUCAAAGCAAAGUCGAAUUUAUAUCUGACCAAGAAAAUGAAGCAAUUCUUCUCCCAGUCAUUGGGGAAAAUGAAACUUUGCAUUUUCUCUUUGACAAUAUUGCAAAUUAUGGACUUUUCCAAAUCAAUCAUGUAAAAAACCAAAGAAAUUCAUUUUUAGACCUUUUAUUCACUAACUGUAUUGAAGACUUUCAUGUACAAGAAUCUGUAACCCCCCUUUGGAAGAAUGAAGUCUUCCAUACAGCAAUUGAAUAUUCUAUUUAUGUCCAUAAAAACACUUUGCCCAUUGACUGGGAAUAUGAAGAAGUCCUGGAAUACAAUAAAACAAACUUUGUAGAAGCCAAACGUAAACUACUUGCAAUUGACUGGCAAAAUUUAUUUAAUAAUGAAGGAAAUGUCGACGAAUUAGUAGGAAAAUUCUAUACGGAAAUUAACACUAUAACAUCUGAAACCGUACCUACUAAAAGAAGACGACGUAAUAACACAGGCAAUAAAUACCCAGUGUGGUUCACUCCACAACUAAGAAAUUUAAAAAACAGAAAACAAAAAGCCUACAAACUAUACAGAAACAAUACAAAUGACACAAAUCUUCUGAAUUAUCUAAAUAUUUCCGACCAUUUUUUUUCAGCACUCAAUUCUGCCAACGAAGAAUAUAAUAGUAAAGUCGAAUCUGAAGUCAAAUCAUGCCCGAAAAAUUUCUUUAAUUACGUAAAAUCCAAAUCCAAAAGUAGUAACUUCCCAUCGCAAAUGCAACUGGACGAAAAUGUAGGCAGUAACUCAAAAGAAAUUUGCAAUCUUUUUUCAAAAUUUUUCAAAGAAGUAUACACCUCAUUUUCCGAAGAAGACCGCGACCGCGACUACUUUUCAUAUAUACCGGAAUUUCCAAAUGACGGAUAA